This is a messenger RNA of Anopheles stephensi (Asian malaria mosquito), 2363 nucleotides long. RefSeq names its product leucine-rich repeat neuronal protein 1-like. Gene Ontology annotation, cellular component: extracellular matrix. The record is from RefSeq and is a predicted model, not a curated record. The transcript is spliced from 2 exons. Gene Ontology annotation, molecular function: protein binding. NCBI's taxonomy places the organism in Eukaryota, Metazoa, Arthropoda, Insecta, Diptera, Culicidae. The coding region runs from base 963 to 2294 and encodes 443 amino acids.
GGAGCCACCGAGAGAAGAGGCGUGUUUGCAGUUUUUUUGCCUCCUGUCCCUGUGAGCCCCGAGAGCGUGGAAUUUGUCACUGACAUAAUAACCCGGUUGUUUUGUUCCGCCGCUCAAGGGGGAUGGAAUCCUUUCCCCGGGACGGUGUCCUUCUUCUGUCUCGAACAAUGUCCGCUCCUUUUCCUUCCAUGCCCCUGGCAAUUCCACGACAGUCAACCGCACUGUCUGCGCAUCCUUGUAGGUCUCCUGUGUAAUUAUGGCCCGUCAUUGGGAAGAUACAGGGUACAGUUCUUCGAACCGAGCAAAAACUGAUGCUGCCGGAAAUAGUUUUGAAGUUGCGCUCGAUCCGGAAGUCCUUCGCGUGAUCUACGCGUGAAAGGGUUUAGGCUGCGCGUUCGGGUGGAGAGUUUUAUCUUACAGGAAGUGAGUUAGAUCUCCUGAGCUGGAUUGUUGUCUUUUGAGCAUUGUUUGGAAGAGCCUUGGGGAGUUCCGGUCCCAUAGGAUCGUUAUUUAGAGUAUCAAGGCAUAUCAUACAUGAAGCCGUUACCCAUCAAACUCUAUUCCAUUUCGAAUGUGAGACUCUUCUAGACACUCUAGCCAAUCGUACAUUCUUUCGAGCAAAUGGCCCGCACACGUGAGCUCCAAAUGACAGUUUGAUAACGAGCUAACAAUUCUACUAUUCGCGAUAAUGAGCUUUAAACACCUCAUUAUGACAGCUCGAUUUCGACUGCUCGAAGUUGAAAAUUAAACCCUCACAAUCGGCCGUUCCCGAACGCGCGCCCGAAUCGAUUUGUGACCUGCAGACUGGCAGACAGUUACGCUUACGACCGGCGAGCAAUUGCCGUCUGGUGUUGUUAAUUUACAUUUGAUAAGGCCGGCUGCCACAAACAUGUGCAACAAAUGAAAAAGGAAAGGUUUAGCAGUCCGAGGGUACAUUCCGUCCAAAAAGUUGGACAAGAAAGAUGGCACGUCGCGUGGUAGCUCUGCUGCUGAUCACGGCCGGAUGUCUCCCGCUAGCGUACGGCGUGUGUGUACCGACCAUGGGAAUGUCCUGCGUGUUCGAGAGUCUCAACAUGCUCAAGGACGGUACGGCAACACUGCGGCAGCUAGAACCGAACAGGUACUACAGCGUCCGGGUGCAGACGCUCCGUGUGGCCAACAAUCCGUCCGGCCCAUUCCUGUCCUUUGUGUCCGAGUUUUUCGACAACGUGGAGUUUGAGACAUUCCGCGAGCCGGUGUUUGCAAUACAGGCCCGAACCAAUCUGAGCAAGGUUCAAGUGUACGAUGCCAAAGCGCUGAAGCAGCUUCAAAUCGCCGACGGUGGGGAUAUCGGCAUCCAGGAGCUGACUUUGUACAACUGUGGGCUGGAUCGUAUCCCGGUUACGAUCGGCAACCUGCCACUGCUGGACUCUCUGACCUUGUAUCAGUGUGCGCUGCGCAACGUGUCGCUCAAAGCGUUCGCCAAGAACACGCGUUUGACCUCGCUCGAUCUGUCGUUCAACGAAAUCGAUACGAUCAUGCCGCUAACCGUGGCGGACAGUGAUAUCGCGCUGGCGAUCGAAAACCUAUACCUGACCUCGAAUCGGCUGGAAAGCCUCGACAUGACCGCGUUCGACGGCCUGUCCAGGCUGGUGAUGCUCGAUCUGCGCUACAACAAUCUGGCGAAGGUAGCCGCGGAACGUACGAUCACCUGGUCCAUGAUGGAGAUAUUCGACGUCAGCAACAACCAGCUGCGCACGCUCGAUCUGCAAUGGUUGUCGGCACCGAACCUGAAGCGGCUGCUGCUGAGCAACAACCUGCUGGACAAGAUCCCGGCACGGUUGCGCCGGUUCCCCCGGCUCCAGCUGGUCGGCUUCGCGGACAAUAAGUUCGCUGGCAUCGAUCUUGCACCGCUCAACGGACUGCCCACGCUGAAUUCGCUCGACUUUUCCAACAAUCCCAAGACGCGGUACAUACGCAGCUCACGCCCGAUUCGGUUGCCCGAGCUGGACUCGCUGUACGUGGAGUUCUGUUCGGUGAGUCGGUUCAACACCAGCGGGAUAGAGCUGCCAGUCGUUAGCUUCAUCAGUUUGGCACACAACAACUUCAGCACGGUUCCACCGCUCGGGCUCGCAUUCCCGUCGAUCACCUCGUUCAGCCUGUACAACAAUCCGAUACCUUGCGGGACGUUGAAGGCACGAUCGGAGCUGAUCCUUUCCGGGCGACUGAUUAUGGGCCCACCGCAGGAUGCAGCGAGCUGUCCGAGCGGUUCCUUCGACAUUGCCCAGGACUACGCGGUGUGCUGUAAAGCUUGAGAGAUCCCUACCGUCACUGUUGAAUAAAGAGUCCAUUUCUCCACACCAUGUACGGGGUGGGACACUGUG